Messenger RNA from Penicillium soppii, 1953 nucleotides. RefSeq lists its product as uncharacterized. Bases 1 to 1953 code for a protein of 650 amino acids. The record is from RefSeq and is a predicted model, not a curated record. Lineage: Eukaryota; Fungi; Ascomycota; Eurotiomycetes; Eurotiales; Aspergillaceae. The transcript has a single exon.
AUGGCCAGUAAGGGCCCCCCGGCUGCCUAUGUCGAAGAAUACGACGAAGAUUCCAACGCUCCUCUACCCGGCACUAGACUGUCAGCAAAUAUUGCUCCCAAUAGUGCUGUCAAACUUUCCAGGUUGGAUCCCAGAAUUCCGGAGCCGCUGAUCGACGGCGCCAGUGACUCAGGUUAUUCUAGUCGCACCGCCGCCACAAUCAACAGCACCCAAUCUGACCCGUCAGGCGGAAAAAGUCACCCCAGCCCUCUUAAGCUGGAAAAUCCCAAACGUACCGACCUCAACAGAAAAACUUCCACCAGAUAUCGCAGGGACCCGGAACAAUCAAGGCCUUCGCGCGAAGAGAAGAUGGUAGGUGCCUUUUCGGGCGCUGCCCAUCAUGCUCACGCGCAUCGGUCAUCUUCCAAGCCUCGUCGACAGGAGCGUCCCCGCCAGUAUCAUGAUAGCUACUACGAUUACUCUGGUGGCUACCACCCUUCCACCCCGAUGGAUCAUCGACCGGGUGAGUAUCCUUAUUACGUUCAACAACGACCUCCCGUCCCGGACUUUGCAUCCUCCCCACAUCCGACUCAAUACCCCCGCGCUGUUGAAAACAUCCACGUCAGUCACUCUGGUCGACCCCACCGCUCCCAUUCAUAUAACACCUACCACUCCAAUGGUCGUCCUAUGAGUUUCCAUGGCGGCAUGCCACCAGGCAUGGGAUCAGGAAUGACAUCUCCGAUGUACAGCCAGUCCUCUAUGCAAGGAUACGACCCUGGUCACCCACCGACCAGCUAUAUGCCAAGCCAAUACUCAUCAUCUCCUUACGGUCAAUCUUCCUACUAUGCCCCGUCGGCAUCGGAGUAUGGUCCUCCAUCGGAUUAUACUCGGGAGCGGUCCCAAUCCCGGGAGCCAUCGCGGCGUCGAUCUGCAUCGACCUAUGGGCCUCCACAGCCCCCGCCCAUGGAACCCGAAGCGUACUGGUAUGAGGAAGAUCAUCCUCUGGAGCGUUAUUCCUCACGAGAGGUCCGUGGUCGUCCUUCCACAAGCCACCAGGAACAGGAUGAGGACUACUACCGAAUGCCCCCACCACCGCCACCACCACCACCACCACCACCAAUGGCCAAACCAAAACCCAGAUCAAACCCACAAGUCCACCAGGUGAAACGCCCAGAGCGACCCGAAGCACGAAAAAUGCACACCAGCGCUGCCACCGUUCCCUCUCAACGCCGCACCUCCAGAGUCAUGGGAGGAGAUUAUGACCCAAUGGACAUGCCAGAUCUGAGAGAUGCCCUGCCGGUGGUCCCGGAUCGGAGACAUCGUCGUAUGUCAAGGGAUGCUCCACUGCCAGAGAGAACCCACAGCCUCAGAGAUACCCGACGCUCUACGUCCUACCAGGAUGAGCGUCGGUCUGCUCAGAUUGCUGUGGCGAGCUCUCGGCGGCGAAAGCCAACCGAGUACUACUACGAACCAUCUAGCACCGCCGAGGAUCUCGAAGACCGCGAAAAUGAAGUUGAAGCCUACCAGGCAGAAGCACGGGCCAGCCGACAAUCGGCUGCCACAUUGCCUCUCUCGCAAGAUGUGCUCCCUGCUAAAACGUCCAACCGCAAUGGCAGCGACAGUGGCAGUCAAAAGAGCCGAUCCAACAGCAGUCGUGGUAGCGGCACAGGCUCACGGACGGAAGAAGACAAAAAUAUGACCCUAACAUUGAACGGAUUGAAAAUUGGAUUUACACAGGAAGCUCUGGCAGGCAAGUCCGUUAACAUUCGUGCCGGGGAGACUGGGGCUGUACGAUUGAACAUCGGUGGCAACCUUCGACAACCCAAGCAGUAUGUUAAUGGCACUGGCUCUGACUAUGCGGGUGGCUCCAGCCGCCGGGAGAUUGAGGAUGGGCGACGUCCCCGCGGCGAUAGGCGGUCGGGCGCUAGUCGCCGAGAUAGCCAGUCUGCUUACACGGGUCGUUACCAUCAUUGA